UCAUCUGCGCGUGCUAUCUUCCUUCUCUCUGACUCUCCCUCCCUGCGCUGUAAUGGUGGAGACUUGAGAUGAUAUUUCUGUGGAGAGAGAACAAGAAGACGAAGAAGAAGAAGUAAAUACUAAAAAUCACCACUUGCAAAAAAAGAAGAGAAAGAAAGAAAGAAAGAGACAACACAAGGAAGAAGAAGAAGAAGAGAGAGAUACAAGACACCGCCUUUUCCUCCAUUUUGCACACAUCUCAAACACCCACUUCUCUCUUUUCUCUACAUAUAAGCCUAGAUCAUGCUGCUACAGAUACAAGAAAGAAGAAGAAGAGGUCGUUUUCACAGCAACGGCUACUAAUAAUCGCGAUUCGUGAGCCACAUUCACAUUUUGAACACUGAUUUCACCUUUAAUGGAUUACGGAAAUCACAGUCAAAUGUGGGGUUGGCAAGGAGAGGAUUUUGACAUCCAAAAGGAGAGCAAUUUAGCAGAUAUAUCUCAUUGUGCAUGGAAUGAAGUAAACCAGGGUAAAGAUUGUUUCUCUUAUAUGCAAGAGGAUGAUGAAUCAACACCGGUUAGGGCAUGUGCUGAUUUGGCUUACCAUGUUGCAGCUGCAGCAGACAUUGGAAAUGUGAACAAGAACUUGGAAGAAACCAGAGAGAUGAUGAAUUCUUCACAGUCAAAAAGACGCAGAAUGUUGCAAUUUGAUAAUGAAUUUGUAGGCAAAUCAUCUCUGUGCAGUGAGACACCUUCUACUUUCCUAAAAUCAAAGGAUCGAGAGGAUUUGCUUGGAGAUGCUUUGACGGAAUGGGUUUCGGUUUUUGCAGAAGAGGAAGAUAUAUCUAUGUCUGGUUCUGAUGGCCUUGAUCAAACAUCCGAGGGAUGGCUAGCUGAUUGCUUGAAUGAUCCUGACAUCCAUUCCACCUCUGAGAUGAUGAAUUUAUCUGAUCCAUCUAAUGAUGUCCACAUUGAAGUUACUGAGAUGAGCCAAACUCCACCACCCGAGUAUGAAGCCACGGUUGUUCAAAAGCAUCAUAAGGAAGUUCGUCCAAACGUUAUUUUCAAAGGUAGGAAGUCGUAUAUCCGAACACCAAUGAAGAUGGCUUCAUCUGUGGUAUAUCCAUUUGCAUUCGUUAAACCAUGUGGAGCUCAUGGAGAUGUAACACUUAAAGACAUAAACCAGCGGAUUCAAACUCCUCCACCCGAGAAAUCAAUACAAGGAAAAGACGAUCCCAGUUCUUCCUACCCGACUUCAGCCUUUUCUGGUAAGCCGGUUGUUGGAAAAACUAAAAUUCGGACCGAAGGAGGGAAAGGAAGCAUAACCAUCAUGAGGACCAAAGGUUGAGAAUUGUAGUUUAAUGUUGUUUUUGGUAAAUAACCUGUCAAUGUUAUCUUUCUUAAUCUAAUUAGAGAGAUUGAUGGUCAUGUCUAAGAGAUCAUCAAUCAAAUCUUAAGGUCUUUAAUUUGUUGUUAUUAUGGUUGGGAAUUGGAAACAUUGUUGUUGUUGUGUUUCUUUAGUGUUAAAACUAAUGUUGUAAUAUAUUAUAUAUAUAUAUAGUUGCAGGUUGUAAAAGCUCACUAUAUAUUCUGUUUAGUUUGAAUGUUAUUGAUAGAUAGAUGCUUGUUGUCU
Impatiens glandulifera is the source of this 1612-nucleotide messenger RNA. RefSeq names its product protein XRI1. The coding region runs from base 395 to 1327 and encodes 310 amino acids. NCBI's taxonomy places the organism in Eukaryota, Viridiplantae, Streptophyta, Magnoliopsida, Ericales, Balsaminaceae. The record is from RefSeq and is a predicted model, not a curated record. Gene Ontology annotation, biological process: male meiotic nuclear division; female meiotic nuclear division. The transcript has 9 exons.